UUUACCGUCAUCAGACAAUGAAAAGGGAAUUUAAAUCAUUAAACUUCCUUUUUUUUUUUUUUUUAAGAUUUAUUCCAUUUACUUGAAAGACAGAGUUACAGAGAGAGAUUACAGAGAGAGUUACAGAGAGAGUUACAGAGAGAGUGAGAUAGAGAAAGAGCCCUUCCAUCCGCUGGUGCACACCCCAAAUGGCCAGACCAAAGCCAGGGGCCAGGAGCUUCUUCCCAGUCUCCCAUGUGGUUGAUGGGUGAAAAAGACAAUGAACUCUAUAGGGCCAGCACUGUGGCGUAGCGAGUAAAGCCACCGCCUGCAGUGCCAGCAUCCCAUACAGACACCAAUUCGAGUCCCGGCUGCUCCACUUCCUAUCCAGCUCUCUGCUAUGGCCUGGGAAAGCAGUAGAAGAUGGCCCAGGUCCUUGGGCCCCUGCACCCACGUGGGAGACCUGGAACUGCUCCUGAUUCCUGGCUCCUGGCUUCGGAUCAGCACAGCAGUUGCAGCCAAUUGGGGAGUGAACCAGCAGAUGGAAGACAUCUCUCUCUGCCUCUCCUUCUCUCUCUGUGUAACUCUGAUUUUCAAAUAAAUAAAUAAAUCUUAAAAGAGACGAGAGAGAGAGAGAGAGAGAGAGAAAGAGAGAGAGAGAGAGAGAGAAACAAUGAACUCUACAGAACACAAACACACCCCUCCCCCUGGCUCAGCCUCCAGUGGGAGCCCAGGGAGCCGGGAAGGAGAGCUGGUACCCCAGGUCCAUCCCUGCAGCGCUGUAGGUGCUCUGUGCCGCCCUGUCCUGCAGUCAGGAGACAGAGGCAGAGAGGAGCAAUGGUUUGUGCAGUCUGGCCUCUCUGGCCCCAUGUCCUACGGUGACCUUGCUGCUGCUCAGGGUAAAUUUUUUUCCCUCGCCUGGCCUGUGGCUGGUGGGCUCAGGGAGUGAGGACGCAAAGCUGUGGGAGUGCGCUGGGCUUUAGUGGAGCUGCUGUUUGCUUGCCUGGGGGUGGAGGGUGGGGGUUGGGGCGGCCAGCCCCCGGUGAGGGUUCCUCAGUGGGUCCCCGGGGCCAGCCACACUGGGCCAGCAGCUGUCCUGCCUGCCGCCCCACCCCAGCCCCGUCCUGCCCAGGCUCGAAGCUGUCUGCAGCAGGCCCUCUGCUCCCUGCUGCCGUCUGCCUUGCUUCUUGCUAUCUAUGGCUCCUCCAGGCCAGAGCGCUUAGCAGCCCUGGCCCCUGAGGGUCCCCAGUUCCAAGGGCUACUCUUGCUGGGGGAGGGGGGACCAGGUGGCUCCCCCCGGGCAGGUCUCCCCAGCUGUCCCUGGUGAUGCAGAUGCCAGGCUGCCUCUCCCUGCACCCGGUGGGCAGAUGAGUGAUGACAAGGAAGGAGAGGCGGGAGUGAACCGGGGAGUCUCCCCACUCCCCUCCCAACUCCUCACCCCGGACCCUCUGCACCCUAGGUCACCACGGCUCAGCUUGGGUCAGCUUCAGGGAGCGGCCAGGGCCCCUGCUCAGGCUGACCUGAGUCAAGUCCCAGCCUACCCUGUCCUGCGGGGCACAGGAUGCUGGUUCCUUCAGGAACCUUCCACAGCCCCUGCAGCUGGCAUCUCUGGCUGCACCAAGCCCUGCUCCCCCACCCCCACCCCACCUCCCGCAGCUCUGGUGUCCAGAGUGACCAGAGCUGCCUCUGGGCAGGAAGCCAGGCCAGAAGGCCCAGGACAUCCCUGAGCGCCUGUCGCCAUGGCAACCUGUGCACUCUGUCCGCCCCCCAAGUCCAGUCCAUUUUUCAAAGACUUCAGAAUGGGAAGGGCCUGGGAGACCGGCAGAGGCCAGCCCCUCCCCUGCUCCAGGGAAGUGAGGCCCCAGUGGGGAAGGGAGGGGGCCCUGUUGACUGACGACCAGACCCCCAGCUCUGCUCCUGGCGCCCCGGGGGUCUGCAGCCAGCUCUCCCUGCACACGGCGGGCCCCCAUCCUGCUGGGAGGGUGGGGGCGGGCGGCACAGGAACCCGACACCCACGAUGAAUAAAUGAUGCCCGCCUGCUCGCCAGCCCGCGCCCGGAGCUCGCCGCCGCCGUCACCGUCACCGAGAGCCACCUGCCUGGCAGGAGCAUCGCCCCGGGUUCCCUCGGCCACAGCUGCGCGAGCGCCGCGAAGAUGGCGCGGCUACCGCCCGGCGCGGGGCCCCUCUGGGGGCUGGGCGGCGCCGCGCUCGGGGUUUGCCUCGCGGGGGUCGCCGGGCAGCUGGUGGAGCCCAGCACGGCUCCGCCCAAGCCCAAGCCACCCCCGCUGACCAAGGAGACAGUGGUGUUCUGGGACAUGCGCCUGUGGCACGUGGUGGGCAUCUUUUCCCUCUUCGUGUUGUCCAUCAUUAUCACCCUGUGCUGUGUCUUCAACUGCCGUGUGCCACGGACCCGGAAGGAGAUCGAAGCCCGGUACCUGCAGCGGAAGGCAGCCAAGAUGUACACAGACAAGCUGGAGACCGUGCCACCCCUCAAUGAGCUCACGGAGAUCCCGGGAGAGGAGAAAAAGAAGAAGAAGAAAGAGGACAGUGUGGACACAGUGGCCAUCAAGGUAGAAGAGGACGAGAAGAAUGAGGCCAAGAAGAAGAAAGGGGAGAAAUGAGGAGCGCGCCCUGCAGGCAGCAGCUGGGGCUCGCAGGCCCUGGAGCUCGAGUCCGGGGACUUGGACUCAGCUCAUGCGAGAACCGAGGGCGGUGGCCAGAGGGGAAAGCAGAGGCCCACAGCCAGCAGGUGCCUGCUGGAUCCCACUGCUCCUAUGCCCUCCCUGUGGGCACUGUGCUCAGCACAGGUGGCCUGGGCCACCCUGCAGAUACAGAGCAGCCGCACACUGCGCUCCCUGCCCACGUGUGCCUCGGCCCCACCCACUCCUCAAAGGACAGCAGUGGCCGUGGCUGUGUGGGAUUCUGAAUUGAACGGUGGGGGUGAGGCCGCCCUCAGCCUAGCUGUGAAGAGGGAGAGAGGGAAGUGGGAAGAGGGGGACACUGGGAGAGCAGGAGGGCUCAGAUUGGGCCAGGCAGCCGCUGUGAGGGGCGGGAGACUGCCCUACUCUUGGCAGGGGGCGGAAAAGGGUUCCAGACCAGAGGAGUGAGCAGAGGGCUGAGACGGGUGGACCUGAGGCAGCAGGGAAAAGAGCAGGGAAGAGACCCCUGGCUGCUGGGGUGCAUCGGGGAUAUCUGAGAAGCCACGGGGACCCGCAGCUGUGCUGGUAGCCCUUUCGACGCCUGCUGGGCUCACGGCAGGGAGUGGGUUCUACCAGCCUUCCACCUGCUGAAUAAAACAGCGUACAGCUCC
Molecule: messenger RNA, 3289 nt
Organism: Oryctolagus cuniculus (rabbit)
Lineage: Eukaryota; Metazoa; Chordata; Mammalia; Lagomorpha; Leporidae
Gene: TMIE
Product: transmembrane inner ear
Biological process (GO): sensory perception of sound; inner ear morphogenesis
Source: RefSeq, a predicted model, not a curated record